Molecule: messenger RNA, 477 nt
Organism: Colletotrichum orchidophilum
Lineage: Eukaryota; Fungi; Ascomycota; Sordariomycetes; Glomerellales; Glomerellaceae
Product: succinate-CoA ligase
Exons: 2
Coding region: 1-477 (158 amino acids)
Biological process (GO): tricarboxylic acid cycle
Cellular component (GO): mitochondrion; succinate-CoA ligase complex (ADP-forming)
Molecular function (GO): succinate-CoA ligase (ADP-forming) activity; succinate-CoA ligase (GDP-forming) activity
Source: RefSeq, a predicted model, not a curated record
AUGCCGUACAAGCAGUACACAAAGGGCAUUGUUGGGAUUGUGUCCAAAAGCGGGACACUUAGUUACGAAGCUGUUGGAGCUACAAGCAAGGCCGGGCUAGGGCAGAGUAUCGUUGUCGGGAUGGGGGGUGACAUGAUGCCAGGUACAACUCUUUUGGAUGGCCUCAAACUAUUCUUUGAGCAUGACGAUACCAAGGGCAUCAUAGUCAUUGGUGAGAUUGGUGGCGAAGCCGAGCUGAGAGCAGCAGAAGCCAUCAGAGAUUACAGACAAUCGACCAAAAGUCCGAAGCCGAUCAUUGCGAUGGUUGCUGGGAGAACAGCACCGCAAGGCAAGACGAUGGGGCAUGCCGGUGCUAUCUUGUCGCCGAGGGAUGUGCCCGCCGACGUUAAAGCAAAGGCACUUGAAGAAGCGGGCGCGAUAGUUGUGCCACACCCGGGUGCUAUGGGUGUUGAAAUGAAGCGGCUUCUUGAUCUAUAA